AUGAAAAAAUAAAGAGUAUAACAAUAAUCAAGGUUUCCUGUAACAAAAAGACCUUUAUAAUAAUUUGAUUUGGAAACUGAAGAAUAAAUAGAAUAGAGAUUCAAUGAAUUCUUGAAUGAAGCACAAAAUGAAACAAUAAAAUUAGUAACAGUUGAGAAGGGUAAAUAGAGAAGAUUGGCAUUUAAUCAAUACAAAAAGAAAACUAUUAAGGACAGUCAAAUGGUUGAGUAAUCUUCUUAUGAUGGAGAAAAUCAAUCUCGAGCCGAUGAAAUUAUAGAAUUAGAACCAAAACCAGAGAAGGAGAUUAAUCAAAAAAAUGAAGAAUUUUACAAAUUUUUUGUUGAUCGAUACUUCCAUAAACAAGAAGUGAAAUAAUAAGCAUCUACACAAACUUUAACAAAUGAUGUAAACUUUUUAGUCAAUAGAUAUGGAGAUGUAUUCUUAAUAAUGUAAUUUAGUUUUUACAAAAUUCACUCAUGUCUAGUUUAAUAAUUGAUACCUUAAAACACAAAUUUUAGAAUCAAGUACCUACGUAUGAUCAUUUUGGUACUGCCUAAAAGAUUUUGCAAUCUUUUAAUGUCUCAGCUGUUACUUUGUGUAAUAUGAAAACUGCAGAGGAAAGACAAGCAUACCUGUUAAAUAGUUUCUAAAGCAAAUGUGAUUCAUUGAUGAGUGAAUGGGUUCUCAAAAUUGCGAAGAAGGAUAAAUAACUCUAAUCGAUUGACAAGUAAUUUACACUCACGAUAAUGAAAAAUCGUAAAUAACAAAAUGAUUUAUUUAAAUGGCUGACCUUAAAAAGCAAAUAUUAGGUCCUCUAAAAGAAAUUAAGAGAAAUGCUUAUGGAAAAAAUAAAUGAAUAUGAAAAUCAAAUUAAAAUUGCAGAAGCUAUUAGCAAAAAUAAAAAGGUAAACCUAAAAGGUAUAGAAACCAUUUAAACUUCGUAAAUUGUUAAAAAUAAUAAUUUCUAUUCACAAAGCAACCAAGAUUUAUUAUAGUGGAAUCCAAUAUUGGAAGCUAAAUUUUAAAAGGAAAGAUUAAAAGCUUAAUACACUUACAACUCAGCAAUCAAUUCUAGUAAUUUCAAUCAAGUAGCCUUUAUGCAAAUAUUUGAUCAAGUCAAAAUCGAUGAUCCUGUAUAUUUAUAAAGGGAAGUCAAAAUGUAAAAAUAUAUGAAUGGAGACUGGUUAACACCACAGGAAAUGAAAUUUCUAGCAAAUACAUCAGAAUUACUAAAUAAAUGUGUUGAUUAAAAGUAAGUCAAGAAAGUAGUGAUGCACAUCAAAGAAAAACAAAUCUAUGACUUAGAAAAUUACUUAGCUUAACAGAUUAUUUAGAAUCACUAGUCACUCAAUUGCUAAAUUCAAUAAGCUAGAUCAUUUUGGUUAAAGGAAUAAAUAACAAAAAGAAAAGCUCAAAUCAAACAACAUGACAAAUAACUCUAAGAAUAAAUGUAACAUAACAAAUAAGUAAAAGAUCACGACAGAAAAGUCAAGAAACUUCAAAGAAUUUGCAAAAAGUUAGAAGAGAAUAUAUCCAUAAAAGAUUAAGUAUAUAGAAACUUUUUCGCUCUGAUUUUUGUCAGAAAGAUAAUAUAGAAAGUAGAGUAUCUCAGAUUUAUUAAAUUGGAAAAAAGUAAUAUAUUUGCAAAGGAAACACUAGCCGAAUAGGAAAAAUUGAGACUUCAUAAGGAAAGAUUAAAAGCGCUCUCAUUGCCAUACAACCAUGAAGAAGAUAAACGUAGAAGAUACCAUCCAUCUUCUAAAGUAGGAUUUGUUCCUACUCAUGGGAUGACUGCAGACGAUUGGGAAAGUGCUGAAGGUCAAAGAUUAGCUGAAAGAAUUAAGAUACAAAGGCAAAAAGAAAAUGAAUACAGAUUAGGAGUAUUAUCAAUCGAUAGGAAUAAAAAAGAAAACUUCUAAAAGUUUUACUCAUCAGGCCCGAAUAAGGCUUUAAGGCAAGAUCCAAUUUUCGAUCCUUUAAAUCCUAAUGAACCUCCUAAACUGAGUGAAAAAGAAUUAAGCUCAAUCAUUAUGAUUUAAAGAGCAAUCAGAAAAAGAAUUGCUUACAAAAAAUUAAAAAAUUAUAAGGAAUUAUUUUUUCAAAACAAACUUCGAAUUUACUCAGAAAAAUUAACAAGAUUGAAUUCAGAAAAGGAGUUCUAAACAAAUGUCAAAGAAAUGACAAUUUAAUUAAUUAACAAACCUCAAAUCAGAAUUAAAACUUCAAGUAAUAGAGUAAAAUCAGAAAUUUCCUUAACAAAGUCUAUGAGAACAAAAUUAAAAACUGAGGAGACUGCAGAACCAUCUUCAAUUGGAUUUGGGAGAUAAGGUAGAUUAGUAACUACAUAAAAUUUAUCAAAGGUCAAGGUUCUUCUUGUUAAACAUGAAAGACUUCUUAGAUAUUCUAAAUUGAAUUAACCAAAUCAUAUCCUAAAAUCAGGGUUCUAUUAUACACAAGAUGACAUAGAUGUUAUGGAUCAAGAUGGAAAUACAGCUCUGUAUUAUGCUUCUAUGCAUGGAAACAAUAUUUUAAUUGAUUUUAUGUUAAAACAUGGGGCUAAUCCUAAUGUAUUAUGCAGCGAUGGGACACCGAUGCACAUGGCGAUCAAAUCAAAUAAAAUAGAUGUAAUAUAAUUAAUUUCCCUUAGGUGAUAUACUUGUUGUUAAACAAUGGCGGGAGCCUUAAUAUUGUGAACCAACACAAUUUCACUCCUUUGAUUUAUGCAACUGACAAAAUAUUAAAAUAAUUAGGUAUGAAAUAAAAAGGAAUUGUUUCUGUUUCCAAACAAUUUACAGAAGUAAAAAAUGAUGAAAUACUUGUAUCUAAAGACAUGGCUUCUUAAUGUGAUUGA
Molecule: messenger RNA, 2851 nt
Organism: Paramecium octaurelia
Lineage: Eukaryota; Ciliophora; Oligohymenophorea; Peniculida; Parameciidae
Source: the annotation of a GenBank genome assembly